Molecule: messenger RNA, 1557 nt
Organism: Dichomitus squalens LYAD-421 SS1
Lineage: Eukaryota; Fungi; Basidiomycota; Agaricomycetes; Polyporales; Polyporaceae
Exons: 2
Coding region: 20-520 (166 amino acids)
Source: RefSeq, a predicted model, not a curated record
GGACGACUUCGACCACUCAAUGGCCUCCGACUCUUCACUCAGCCCCGAGCGGGUGGUCAAGAGGCUCAAGACGGGGCGCGCGACCAACACUACGAGCCCGACUGCACCCAUCGUUGCUCCUCCUCGGGUCGUUCGUGGGUUCCCCCGGCAGUGGUCCCCAUCGACAACGUCCGUCCAGCCCAAGCGGCCCGCCACCGUCGCGGCCACCCCUCAGCCGAGAGGCGCGGCGCUGAAGCGCAAACGCGAGGAAGAGCAAGCGGAUGGGGAGCUCUCCGAGCCUCGCUCCUCUCCCUCCCGGCGCAAGGUUUCGGACCGUGGCCGGGCGCCGAAGAAACCUAAGACGGCCCCCUUCGAACAGCGGCGCCCGACGGCGGCGACGACGGAGCACUGGGCGCAUCAGAAGUGGAAUGACCGUCUGAAGAACAAGGAUACCGGCGUGCGGAUGCGGGUCAUCUCGACCGACAUGGAGCUGCUCACGGGCCGGAAGCAGACGAAGGCUCAGCGCCCUCGGGCGGCGUAGGUGCGGCGGUUUGGUGGUGGUGGUGGGGUCUGCGACUGCGGGUCUGGUCGUAGAUCUCGGUAUGUGGUCUUGGUGGUUGCGGUGUCAGUUUCGGCUUUCUGGUUUGCGUCUGUCACGGAUUUGUGGUUUCGUGUUCGGACUGUGCCUCGGACUUGGAUUGUGGACAUUGGACUCGGCUUGUGGACUUGGACUGGGGACAUGGACCUGGAUUAGGACUGGAUAUGUGGCGUGGACUUGUUUGCUCUCAUCUCUGGUUUUACAGGUCUAGGACAUCGGCACCGGGACGUGCUACUCUGCUACAUGAGCUGGUGCGGGUUCGGCGGCCUUCACCCGCUCGGACUAGCAUGGGCCGUCCAACGAAGCUCAGCAAGUUACGAGCUUCGAUCCAAGUGCGCUCUUGGCGGAGGGCGGAUCAAGUACCCUGAUGACCGCUCCUUGCGCUGCUGGGCGUUCUGGGGGGGAAUCUUGUCCUCCCUGGGUGCUCGAGGCUUCGUGCCUCUCGGCGUGCGAGGAGAAGCCGGCAUCGGGCGAACGGUCCGCCCUUGGGCGCGCUGCCGUGGCCUCGGCAACGAGGCUGCGUUACACCAAUUUUUUUUCCUCUGGCGCCUCCUUGUGAGACCAUUGCCUCCCUCUUCUUUUUCACGUUUGAGUCGAGCGAUUGCUCGUUCGUCGUCUUCGGACUCGCGGCGGGUCGUUAAGCGAGGUCUGUGGAGUUUCUUGAUAGCGGUGUGUCACUGCGUGCAUGGAGGUGGCGACACAGCCUUCAAGUCUGACUGGGUCAAACGGGUCUACCGGGGCGGCCAAGAUCUCCAGAACUGGGUCCUGUAGGGACCCGUCUUGGACAGAGGUGGCCUUAUCCCGCGAACAGAGAUGGGCGGUGCUAGCAGUCGAAACGGCGUACUUCAUAUGCAAGUUACGCUGCGAGCGCGUGAUCCAAAAGGAGGGUCAGGGAAGGAAGUGACAAACCGGCGGCAUAAAAACAUGGAAAGAAGGAUGAGGCUGGACUGCCUACCCACGGCAAAGGCUUUUCGGGAAGC